CCCCCCCCCCCGGCGGGGCGGAGAGGAGCGGCCGGAGUCUGAGCGAUGGUGCCCGGCGAGGAGAACCAGCUGGUCCCGAAGGAGGAUGUGUUUUGGAGAUGCAGACAAAAUAUCUUUGAUGAAAUGAAGAAGAAAUUUUUACAGAUAGAAAAUGCUGCUGAAGAACCUAGAGUCUUAUGUAUAAUACAAGAUACUACUAAUUCAAAGACAGUGAACGAACGGAUCGCUUUAAAUUUACCAGCAUCUACUCCAGUCAGAAAGCUCUUUGAAGAUGUAGCCAACAAAGUAGGCUACAUAAAUGGAACCUUUGAUUUGGUGUGGGGAAAUGGAAUCAAUACUGCUGAUAUGGCUCCACUGGAUCAUACCAGUGACAAGACACUUCUUGAUGCUAAUUUUGAGCCAGGAAAGAAGAACUUUCUGCAUUUGACAGAUAAAGAUGGUGAACAGCCACAAAUACUGCUGGAGGAUUCCAGUAAUGUAGAUGACACUGUUCAUGACAGGUUUGUUGGUCCACUUCCAAGAGAAGGUUCUCUGGGCUCCACCAGUGAUUAUGUCAGCCAAAGUUACUCCUACUCAUCUAUUUUGAAUAAGUCAGAAACUGGAUAUGUGGGACUAGUAAACCAGGCAAUGACUUGCUAUUUGAAUAGCCUUCUGCAAACACUUUUUAUGACUCCUGAAUUUAGGAAUGCAUUAUAUAAGUGGGAAUUUGAAGAAUCUGAAGAAGAUCCAGUGACAAGUAUUCCAUACCAACUUCAAAGGCUUUUUGUUUUGUUGCAAACCAGCAAAAAGAGAGCAAUCGAAACCACAGAUGUUACAAGGAGCUUUGGAUGGGAUAGUAGUGAGGCUUGGCAACAGCAUGAUGUGCAGGAACUAUGCCGAGUCAUGUUUGAUGCUCUGGAACAGAAAUGGAAGCAAACAGAGCAGGCUGAUCUUAUAAAUGAACUAUACCAAGGCAAGCUGAAAGACUACGUGAGGUGUCUGGAAUGUGGUUAUGAGGGCUGGAGAAUCGACACAUAUCUUGAUAUUCCAUUGGUCAUCCGACCUUAUGGGUCCAGCCAAGCAUUUGCUAGUGUGGAAGAAGCACUACAUGCAUUUAUUCAGCCAGAGAUCUUGGAUGGCCCAAAUCAGUACUUUUGUGAACGUUGUAAAAAGAAGUGUGAUGCUAGAAAGGGCCUCCGGUUUUUGCAUUUUCCUUAUCUGCUGACCUUACAGUUGAAAAGGUUUGAUUUUGAUUAUACAACCAUGCAUAGGAUUAAACUGAAUGAUCGAAUGACGUUUCCAGAGGAGCUAGAUAUGAGUAUAUUUAUUGAUGUUGAAGAUGAGAAAUCUCCUCAGACUGAAAGUUGCACUGACAGUGGAGCAGAAAAUGAAGGUAGCUGUCACAGUGACCAGAUGAGCAAUGACUUCUCCAAUGAUGAUGGGGUUGAUGAAGGAAUCUGCCUUGAGAACAACAGUGGAACCGAAAAGAUUUUAAAACCUGGACUUGAAAAGAAUUCCUUGAUGUAUGAACUCUUCUCUGUCAUGGUUCAUUCGGGAAGCGCUGCUGGUGGUCAUUAUUAUGCUUGCAUAAAGUCUUUCAGCGAUGAGCAGUGGUACAGCUUCAAUGAUCAGCACGUCAGCAGGAUAACACAAGAAGACAUUAAGAAAACACAUGGUGGAUCCUCAGGAAGCAGAGGAUAUUAUUCCAGUGCUUUUGCAAGCUCAACAAAUGCAUAUAUGCUGAUAUAUAGGCUGAAGGAUCCAACAAGAAAUGCAAAAUUUCUAGAAGUGGAUGAAUACCCUGAACAUAUUAAAAACUUGGUGCAGAGAGAGAGAGAACUGGAAGAACAAGAAAAGAGGCAACGAGAAAUUGAGCGUAAUACAUGCAAGAUAAAAUUAUUUUGUUUGCAUCCUGUGAAACAAGUAAUGAUGGAAAAUAAAUUGGAAGUUCAUAAGGAUAAGACAUUAAAGGAAGCAGUAGAAAUGGCUUAUAAGAUGAUGGAUUUAGAAGAGGUAAUACCUCUAGAUUGCUGUCGUCUUGUUAAAUAUGAUGAGUUUCAUGAUUACCUAGAACGAUCAUAUGAAGGGGAAGAAGAUACCCCAAUGGGACUUCUUCUAGGUGGGGUCAAAUCAACGUACAUGUUUGAUCUUCUGUUAGAGACAAGAAAGCCUGAUCAAGUUUUCCAGUCUUAUAAACCAGGAGAAGUGAUGGUGAAAGUUCAUGUUGUUGAUCUAAAGGCAGAAACUGUAGCUGCUCCUAUAACCGUUCGUGCUUACUUAAAUCAAACAGUUACAGAAUUCAAACAAUUGAUUUCAAAGGCCAUCCAUUUACCUGCUGAAACAAUGAGAAUAGUGCUGGAACGCUGCUAUAAUGAUUUGCGUCUCCUCGGUAUGCCCACUAAAACUCUGAAAGCUGAAGGUUUUUUUAGAAGUAACAAGGUGUUUGUUGAAAGUUCUGAGACUUUGGAUUACCAGAUGGCCUUUACAGAUUCUCAUUUAUGGAAACUCCUGGAUCGACAUGCAAAUACAAUCAGGUUAUUUGUUUUGCUACCUGAACAAUCCCCAGGAUCUUAUUCCAAAAGGACGGCAUACCAGAAAGCAGGAGGUGAUUCUGGUAAUGUGGAAGAUGAUUGUGAAAGAGAGAAAGGGAACCUAAAGUCUGUGGAAGCUAUUCUAGAAGAAAGCACUGAAAAACUCAAAAGCUUGUCACUGCAGCAACGGCAGGAUGGUGAUAAUGGGGACAGCAGCAAAAGCACAGAGACAAGUGACUUUGAAAACAUUGAAUCACCUCUCAAUGAGAGGGACUCUUCAGCAUCGGUGGAUAAUAGAGAACUUGAACAGCACAUUCAGACUUCUGACCCAGAAAAUUUUCAGUCUGAAGAGCGAUCAGACUCAGAUGUGAAUAAUGACAGGAGUACAAGUUCAGUGGACAGUGAUAUUCUUAGCUCUAGUCACAGCAGUGACACUCUGUGCAAUGCAGAUAAUGCUCACAUCCCUUUGGCUAAUGGACUUGAGUCUCACAGCAUCACAAGUAGUAGAAGAACUAAAGCAAAUGAAGGGAAAAAGGAGACGUGGGAUACGGCAGAAGAAGACUCGGGCACUGACAGUGAAUAUGACGAGAGUGGCAAGAGUAGGGGAGAAAUGCAGUACAUGUAUUUCAAAGCCGAGCCCUAUGCUGCAGAUGAAGGCUCUGGGGAAGGACAUAAAUGGUUGAUGGUGCAUGUUGAUAAAAGAAUUACUCUGGCAGCUUUCAAACAACACUUAGAGCCCUUUGUUGGAGUUCUGUCCUCUCACUUUAAGGUCUUUCGAGUGUAUGCCAGCAAUCAAGAGUUUGAGAGCGUCCGACUGAAUGAGACACUUUCAUCAUUUUCCGAUGACAAUAAGAUUACAAUUAGACUGGGGAGAGCACUUAAAAAAGGAGAAUACAGAGUUAAAGUGUACCAGCUGUUGGUCAACGAACAAGAGCCAUGCAAGUUUCUGCUCGAUGCUGUGUUCGCUAAAGGAAUGACUGUACGGCAAUCAAAAGAGGAAUUAAUUCCUCAACUCAGGGAGCAGUGUGGCUUAGAGCUCAGUAUUGACAGGUUUCGUCUAAGGAAAAAAACAUGGAAGAAUCCUGGCACUGUCUUCUUGGAUUAUCAUAUUUAUGAAGAAGAUAUUAAUAUUUCCAGCAACUGGGAAGUUUUCCUUGAAGUUCUUGAUGGCGUGGAGAAGAUGAAGUCCAUGUCACAGCUUGCUGUUUUAUCACGGCGGUGGAGGCCCUCGGAGAUGAAGUUGGAUCCCUUCCAGGAGGUUGUAUUGGAGAGCAGUAGUGUUGAUGAGUUGCGAGAGAAGCUUAGUGAAAUCAGUGGGAUUCCUCUGGAAGAUAUUGAAUUUGCCAAGGGUAGAGGAACUUUUCCCUGUGAUAUUUCUGUGCUUGAUAUUCAUCAGGAUUUGGACUGGAAUCCUAAAGUUUCUACCCUGAAUGUCUGGCCUCUUUAUAUCUGUGAUGACGGGGCGGUCAUAUUUUAUAGGGAUAAAACAGAAGAAGUAAUGGAGUUGACAGAUGAGCAAAGAAACGAACUGAUGAAAAAAGAAAGCAGCCGACUCCAGAAAACUGGGCAUCGUGUAACGUACUCACCUCGUAAAGAGAAAGCACUGAAAAUAUACCUGGACGGAGCCCCAAAUAAAGACCCGACGCAGGACUGACCGCUGAUGUAGCAUUUCCCUGGGGUGUUGUGGUUUUUAAUAGAUGGUUCACUACUGCUGUGUAGUGCCAUGGAGGUCGGACAUGGUUGGGGUAACCAGUGACACCAGCACUGAUUGGACUGCCCUCCGCCAAUCAGAAGCUCAGUGCCCAGUGGGCCACUGUUGUGACUUGGAAUCAUGUUGUGCACUAUAGUCAAAUGUACUGUAAGUGAAAAAGGGAUGUGCAAAAGAAAAUAAAAAAACAAAAACACAAAGCAAAGCCUGCUACUAGAAAAGGGGAAGGGGAAUGAGUAAGCUUCCUUUAUUGCAGACAAAUGUGCACAUAGCCGCUAGUAAAACUAGCCUCAAACAGGAUGCUCAUAGCUUAAUAAUAAAAGCUGUGCAAAGGCCAUGAAUGAAUGAAUUUUCUGUUUAUUUCACUGAUACACACAUUACCUCAUUGACAAUUCAGAAGUAAAUGCAGUGUAUAUUGACUCUUGGAAAGCAGCAAAAAUAGGAGCUGAAGAAAGAAAUUCUUAGAAGCAGCUGUAACCCAGAAUGAAUUGUGAAGUUGUGUUUUUAUUUUGUUUUGAUUUUAUGCAAGGAAUUAAGAGCAUAAUCCUGAAACAUCAAAACAUUUCCCUUUGACCACUCCCAGCAGGUGGCAGCUCAGAUUGCUUUGGUUUUGUAAUGAUAACUGGUUGUACUUAAGUUAUGGGUGUAGAGAGUAUGUUUCGCUCGUUCAUUUAGCAUGUAAAUAAAAUCAUCCUACUGAGUUACCAUAGUUGCAGUUCAGCUGUUUUCCAUGGUUAUUCUUUUCUCAUAUCUAUGUACAUUUGGGUACAUUGAGCAGUUUAGCAAACUAUGUAACUGUAUUCUCAGUGAGGUUCCUCAGUGCUGAGUCACAUAGGACUGUAUUUGCCCUUGUUAAUAAGGUUUUCUGUUCAGUGGCUUCACUUUUUUUUCUCUAUGUACAUUUAUUUUUGAAGAUUUACUUCCAGUUGGAAUCUUCUAGAAUUUGUAAGUCCUACUUUAAUUUUAGAGUCAAUUUGUACUUACAUGUAGUUUAACUUUGGGGAAACGUCUUAACAUCAUAUUGAAUAAACUUGCUAGUGAGGUCAGGUAUUGGUACAGACUGAUGUAGUCAACAUGAUUUCAGUGCAGUCUAUUAGAAUCAGCAAGUUUUUGCUUUGCUAAAUAAAACUAUAUAAUGAACACAAUUCUACACGAUUUUGAAAUACCAUCUAAUUUAUAAAAAUCAAUAAAAAGGUUUUGGUAAAACUUUAUCAUACCAGAUGCUGUUUACAACAAUGAACAUGCCAAUAAAACAUUUGUUCAUUCUGUUGUGUUAUUUUAGUCAUUAAACUUCUGUGGCUGGAGAAUCUGGGUUAAGAAUAGAUUUGUCAUUUUAAAUGUAACACUUUAUAACAUGUAUUGAAUAAUUUUCUCAUUUCUAAAGCUAUUUACAGUUCUCACGAAAGUUCUCACGAAAGAAGUGAAAAAAUGUUAAUAACUAACUUUGGGGGAUCCUGCCAGUGUUUCAGUAUCAUAUUUUUACCUUUUUUUUCCCUUUUACAAAAGAUAUAAUUAGAAAAGAGUAUUAGCAGAUGUUGGCUCUACAUGAAUAUAAUCACUGAGAAUUCCAUAAUGUCUUGAAAGUCUCUUUAAUCCACAAGGGAAAAAAUAUUUUCUAUGAUAUCUUUCUUGCGAAUUUUUAUUCCAUGUAACCUGUACUGUGUUCAGGUAAAUUUGAAGUAAUUUUCUGAGUUUGCAUUAGUGAGCUUAGGAUGUUCUCUGAAGAAAAUGUAAAGCAUUUGUGAUGAAGUAUCUUUAGAGUCACUUCAAUUUUGUGAUGUAAGGAGAUAGCAAAUCAAUUCUGACCCAGGCCUGCUGACUGGGAACAUGGGGCUUAAUAAAUAGGAUUUGUGCCUUCCAGGACUGGCUUCCUGGGAAGCAGAAAAGGCAGACUUGUAGGUAGAGUGGGGUUUGGGGUGGGUUUCACUUGAUAUUCUCCAAGAGUCAGUGGUAAAGUCCUUCUGCCCUUGCUCUGUGCCUUUUGCUCUGGUUUUAUUGUUUUGUGUUGUACUGCUGCUUCUGAAUUGCAGGCAUAUUUUAACUACCAAGAGUAGGAGACUAUAUUUCAUUAUAUAAACAAAAAGUUAAAAGUUUCUUGCUUUUCAGUGCCUGGUAGAAGAAAUGGAAACACAACAUCACACUUUAAUACAAAGAGGUGGUAAGUUCUUCAGAGUAACUUUGUAGGGGUAGGAAGAGUAGCUUCUCUGAGGUUACCUCCCCAGGCCUCGGAGAAUUAAGGGAGCGUCUAUAACCCCUGAGUGGCUGAAGUGUCAGGUAAGCUCAGGCCAUGGAGCCUGGUGAUCACUCAGCUCCUGAGGCUGAGGCAGACCACACACGGUGUUGUGAGGUCAUACAGAAGCUUUGGGGAGCUGUUCUGUGAGCAGAGGAGUUCAGAGGAGUUCACGUCAACCACGCACACCCUGUAAGAACUGAGACUGCAUUGCUGAGGCAGGUGCUGAGGUAAGAGGUGCAGUCUGGCUACAGAGCAGAGCUGCAGUUUCAGGGUCACGCCCUGUGCAUCUGCUCAGUACAAAAACCAGUUAUGGGUGUGCUUCUCAAACUAAAGAACUGUGUUGAUUUCUUGUAAUGGAAAUAACUUCACAACUCUGAGAAGAUAGAACCUAUGGUCCAGUUAGGGGGGGAAAAAAAAAGCGAAAGAGCCACUGGUUGCCAGCCACACUGUUAGGCAUGGUAUCGUGGUUCACCUGAGGCCAUGAGUGGGCGAGCUAUGGCUCAACGUGGUCUGGGCAUCACCGUCAUCGUGUUGUGUUGUUACUGAAUCUGGAAGUGACCUGUGAAUGUAUGGCAUACAAUAAAAUCUUAUGGUUCAUCUGCUACUA
Chinchilla lanigera (long-tailed chinchilla) is the source of this 7058-nucleotide messenger RNA. It is a transcript of the gene Usp47, whose product is annotated as ubiquitin specific peptidase 47. Gene Ontology annotation, biological process: protein deubiquitination. The transcript has 29 exons. Gene Ontology annotation, cellular component: nucleus; cytosol. Gene Ontology annotation, molecular function: cysteine-type deubiquitinase activity; cysteine-type endopeptidase activity. Lineage: Eukaryota; Metazoa; Chordata; Mammalia; Rodentia; Chinchillidae. Bases 46 to 4164 code for a protein of 1372 amino acids. The record is from RefSeq and is a predicted model, not a curated record.